CCUGCCAUGUCGUGGGUCCUGUGUCUGUGGAUAGCCGUUAGCUGCCUCGUGCUCUGCCAGGCCACUCUGUACGAGACCAUCCAGCAGCACCACGUGCCUCGACCCGGCCAGAACGCCAUCCAGAUCCUCGAGGGCGGGACGUGUGAGGUGAUCGCAGCUCAUCGGUGCUGCAAUAAGAACCGUAUUGAGGAACGCUCGCAGACGGUCAAGUGCUCGUGUCUGCCAGGAAAAGUCGCAGGAACGACACGCAACAAGCCCUCCUGCGUGGACGCCUCCAUUGUGAUCGGGAAGUGGUGGUGUGAGAUGGAGCCAUGUUUGGAAGGAGAGGAGUGCAAGACGCUGCCCGAUAACUCGGGCUGGAUGUGUUCCUCUGGGAACAAGAUCAAAACCACCAGGAACACACAGCCAUAUUCACCUUUUUAG
Molecule: messenger RNA, 423 nt
Organism: Neoarius graeffei (lesser salmon catfish)
Lineage: Eukaryota; Metazoa; Chordata; Actinopteri; Siluriformes; Ariidae
Product: chemokine-like protein TAFA-1
Exons: 4
Coding region: 7-423 (138 amino acids)
Biological process (GO): regulation of neuroblast proliferation; neuroblast differentiation
Molecular function (GO): receptor ligand activity
Source: RefSeq, a predicted model, not a curated record